GCCAGACUCCAUACAAAAAUUAUGAAAGCACGGAAAGGACCCAGCUUAUCAGUCACUGCAUCCCACAGUCACAGCAGCCGUGCAUUGCUUCCGUUGAGCAGGUCAAUCCGGUCGAUCAUUGUAACCUGUUUUCUUUCUCGAUCGUCCAUCUUCAGGCUGUGUAGACCCCGUUGUUUCAUCACUUUUUCUGGCUAGGCCUUGUUGUUCUAGGCCAUUGACAAAUACCUCCGCUUAGUCUGAGAAGCUUGUGACUCACGUGGGCCACGGUGGUUAGUAUAUCGGCCCAGGAAAGCCCCAGCUGUGUUGCCGGAAGGGACAUCAAACUUUCAUUCAGUAUGGCGUCGCCGAUAUACAUUGACGAAGAUGUCGGGCGUGACGACGAGUCGGCCGUGGGCACGGAAACGGCGCCCUACAAGACUCUUCUCCACGCCAUGAUCAAACACCCACCGGAAACCGCGACAUAUCAAGUUCGAAAAUCCGUGACUGGGCCCGUUGAUGAGAACGGAGACCCAGCUUCUCGACUGGAAUGGAAAGCGCCAGCCAAAUCGGCCCUGAAGAAGGCGACCAACCUGUAUGAGCAACACAAGAAGAAGCAGGCCAAGGCGUCGGAACUGGCGAUCCGUGAGCAAGCCGAAGCGAUGAAGCGACAGCAAGUGCUGGAAGAGGCCAAGAAGGUGGUUCUUGAAGAAGAUGCCAGCCUGCCGGCCCCGGUCCGAAUUCGCCUGGACGAGACGGAUCCCGCCAAAAUCCAACUAGGAACUGCUGAGAACCGUGGCACGCGUGUGCGCGUGCUAGGAAGAGUGCACCAUCUACGAGUCCAAAAAGACAUCAUCUUCGUGACCCUCAAAGACGGCUACGGCAAAAUGCAAUGCGUGUUCACCGGCAACCUGAUCAAGACGUACGCAGCCAUGACGCUGACGCUAGAGACGUCGCUGGACAUCCGGGGUGAGCUUAAAGCAUUGCCACCCAAGGCCCACGCCCCGCUCGACCGCGAACUGCACGCCGAUUUCUUCAAGGUGAUCGGGGCCGCCGUGGGCGACAAGGAGGCUAUCACCAACAAAGUGCAGCAGGACGCCGACCCGCAGACGCUUCUGGACAACCGCCACCUCGUUCUACGCGGCGACAACGCCUCGGCAGUCAUGAAAGUGCGCGCCGCCGUCGCCCGAGCCUUCCGACAGACAUACCUAGAAACACGGCUUACGGAAGUGACACCGCCAGCCAUGGUGCAGACGCAAGUUGAGGGCGGCGCCACGCUCUUCGAGUUCGACUACUACGGCGAAAAGGCGUAUUUGACGCAAUCCUCUCAACUCUACCUCGAGACCUGUCUCCCGUCUCUGGGUGAUGUCUUCUGUGUCUGCCCGUCCUUCCGCGCCGAAAAGUCCCUGACCCGCCGCCACUUGUCCGAGUACACGCACAUCGAGGCCGAGCUGGACUUUAUCACUUUUGACGACCUGCUCGACCACUUGGAACAUGUCAUUUGUCGAGUCAUCGAAAUCACCCUCACCGACCCCGUCAUUGCAGGCUAUAUCAAGGAACUCAACCCGAAAUUCACCCCUCCAUCCCGCCCCUUCCGCCGCAUGAAGUACGCCGAGGCCAUUGAGUGGCUGGUCGAGCACGGCAUCCCCAACGAGGAAGGCCAACCUCAUAGAUUCGGUGACGACAUCGCCGAAGCCGCCGAGCGCAAAAUGACCGACGAGCUCAACGUUCCUGUGUUUCUGACCCAUUUCCCCGUCGAGAUCAAGGCCUUUUACAUGAAAAAGGACGAUUCCGACAAGCGCGUCACCGAGAGCGUUGAUGUCUUGAUGCCUGGUGUCGGCGAGAUCGUCGGUGGCAGUAUGCGUAUGGACGACUACGAUGAGCUCAUGGCCGCCUACAAGCGUGAAGGGAUUGAUCCGGCUCCGUACUACUGGUACACCGAUCAAAGACGGUACGGUACUUCUCCUCACGGCGGUUACGGCCUGGGCCUCGAGCGCUUCCUCGCUUGGAUGUGCGGCCGUUGGACCGUCAGAGAAUGUGCGCUCUACCCGCGGUUUGCUUACAGAUGCACGCCUUGAGCGGGCUUUGUCUCAAACGAUAUUGGUCACUGCCAAUGCAUCCGACACGAUUUUGCAACGCGAGGUCAAGUUCAUCAUAGAUACGAAACAGGAGGCCUUAAGUAGAUAGGCUACUACUCAUUUUAGCAUGAGCCAAAUGCUUCACUUCUUGUGGAACUACGACCGACAUACUGUACCUCACGCGGAGGAAGACGAGUCAAAUCACAAGAUAGACAGAUAGUACAUGCACAUGAUGCUGUCAUGUACUAGGAUAGAAGAGAGAGUCGGAGCGUGUUUAGACAAGUUGGAAUUCAAGACAUUUUGGCUGGCUUUUUGAACAAUGCAAUGCUGCAGAAUGUUGUGGGUACAGAAAAAAUUGAGAUCAUAACUUGAUCCUAUUUUGCUCCAUGUUUGUAUUGCGCCAACUAAAUAUCAAAACGAAAACUUCCGUUUUGAGGCAUCAUAGAUACUUCUUAGGCAUGGUGCUCUUCCGCCAUUUAUACCAGACAAAGGCGCCGAUACAACAGGUCUG
Messenger RNA from Exophiala dermatitidis NIH/UT8656, 2565 nucleotides. Its product is annotated as asparaginyl-tRNA synthetase. The coding region runs from base 336 to 2054 and encodes 572 amino acids. Gene Ontology annotation, molecular function: ATP binding; asparagine-tRNA ligase activity; nucleic acid binding. Lineage: Eukaryota; Fungi; Ascomycota; Eurotiomycetes; Chaetothyriales; Herpotrichiellaceae. The record is from RefSeq and is a predicted model, not a curated record. The transcript is spliced from 2 exons. Gene Ontology annotation, cellular component: cytoplasm. Gene Ontology annotation, biological process: asparaginyl-tRNA aminoacylation.